AUGUCUUCAACCGUACCCCCCACUGCAGCUUCUUCAGCUUCUUGCUCCUCUGUCAAAAAGAUCACGAGUGCAAGUGUUCACCUGGGACUUGUACAUGCCCUGGAUGUCCUGUUCAUGAGAAACAGGAGAAAGAGAAGCCAUGCACCUGCCAACCUGAAUGUAAAUGCGCUCCAGGCAAAUGCGAGUGCGGAUCGUGCCCUAACUCCAACAAGAACAAGAAUAAGGCUUGCGGAUGCGGUGAAACCUGUACAUGCCCACCUGGUCAAUGUACCUGCGCCAACUGUCCUGCCAAGGCCAAGAAGGAAGAAUCGAAAGGUUGCUCAUGUGGCGACUCGUGCAGCUGUCCUCCAGGUGAAUGUACCUGCGAUAACUGUCCUUCCAGCUCUUAAGUAG
Kwoniella botswanensis is the source of this 393-nucleotide messenger RNA. RefSeq lists its product as uncharacterized. NCBI's taxonomy places the organism in Eukaryota, Fungi, Basidiomycota, Tremellomycetes, Tremellales, Cryptococcaceae. The transcript has 6 exons. The record is from RefSeq and is a predicted model, not a curated record. Bases 1 to 393 code for a protein of 130 amino acids.